Molecule: messenger RNA, 1622 nt
Organism: Paramisgurnus dabryanus
Lineage: Eukaryota; Metazoa; Chordata; Actinopteri; Cypriniformes; Cobitidae
Source: RefSeq, a predicted model, not a curated record
CGGACAGAUGAAGAGUCACGAGCUGAGGUUGAAUGUUUUCCCGGUGUGUGUGUAUGUGAAAAUGACGGAGGCUGAAGCUCGACGCACUGUCAAUGACAAAAUCAGAAAAAUGGACGUUUCAAAGAGGAUCGUCAGAAAUUUGGAGCCAGCAAGGCCACUGCGUCGUCUUAACAUAAAUCAAGUACCACAAAGCAAUGUGAUGAUCAAGCCAUUUGAAAAGCCAGUUAAAAAGCCGGACAACAGUAUUAAAGUGGAGCAGUUGUACGAAAUCCUUCAUCUUCAAACCACAAGUAACCUAAAAAGUCCCCAACCUGAAAAGAAAGAAGAAAGGAUAUGCUACACCAGGGACUUUCUUAUCAAGAUGGCAAGUUGUCCAUUGGCCAAGAAGAAACCUGAAUUUUUGCCAGAGCAUCCUGUUGUUUUGGAGAAUGGAAGAACUCGUAUUGUGCCCAAUGUCAAUAACUUCAAGAAAGAGGACAUGGUUGUCUGAUGUGGAGAAUUCCUUACAGUCUAUUUUUAUUAUUAUUUAAAAAAUGGGUCUCAAAAACUGCACUACAUGGGAGUAAUGUGUAAAUGGUUAAAAAUCUUGCCCUUUUAAGUUUCUGUAUGUCGGAAUCCAUCACAAGUUAAGUUCAUAUUCAAAGACGUAAGUGGAGAAAAACAUCUUUUCAGCUUUACAGUAAAAACAAAAGAAUUGUGAAGGAAAAACAUGUUCUCUGUGAAAAAGAAAUAUAAAACUGCUUCCCUUUCCUAAACACAUCAUUUUUAUUCUGCAUUUAUUCUGCAAAAAUUUAUAUUUAAAAAAAUUGGCUUAAACUUUGUCUUUGUCCUUGAUCAAACCUCUUUUUUUGUUUUACCUCAUCAAACAACUGUGAUUUCUAACUCUAGCUUUUGAUAUUUUUCAUAUACUGGUGGUUUUGUGCUGCACUACAAUUUGAUGAUCUGUGAUGUUUGCUGAUAUUUAGAUUUGAAGUGUAUUUGCUUGAAGAUGUGCAUCUUGAAGUGACUUAUAAGGGGUUUUCGUGCUUUAGUUAGAACUCAGAGAUGUUUGAUUGUAACUUGCCAGCUAUACUAACUGGAUAUUGCAAAGAGGUUGGAUUCAAGGGUUGGGCAAGCAACACAUAUCUGGCACAUUCUUUUUGAUAACUAUUUAGUCUACUGGAUGACAAAACCUUGCAAUGAUUGUAAUAAUACACUUAAUAUUUCAAUAUUUUUGUUUGUAUAAAUGUAUGCAUCAUUUAUUUCAGUGAAGUAGGUGAAAGCAAUGUUUUGUUACAGGAAUUUGUGUUUAAACAUGUUUACAAAAUGUAUUGUCUUAAUAUUUGCUCUACAAACUCAUUACACUCAGUAAAGAAAAAGUUUGUUUUACUUGCUGCUUUGCUUCAUUUGUGUGUUUUUUCCCUCAGUAAUUUUUCGAAUUUGGAAACUGGUACAGUAUCUGGUUUAUCGUAAUAAAAACAGUUUGUUUGUGUGCAGGAAUAUAAAAAUAGUCUGUUACGAGAACAAUUCAAGCCUGUGGGAUAUCAGUAAUGAAAGUAAAACGGCAAUAGUGAAUAGAAUUAAAAAACAACAACAACACGGAUACAUAUGUUGUGCUCGUGCGUCAAUCUUUCCCUUACCGG